Messenger RNA from Scheffersomyces stipitis CBS 6054, 537 nucleotides. It is a transcript of the gene FMN1, whose product is annotated as riboflavin kinase. The transcript has 2 exons. Gene Ontology annotation, biological process: FMN biosynthetic process; riboflavin biosynthetic process. Gene Ontology annotation, molecular function: riboflavin kinase activity. The coding region runs from base 1 to 537 and encodes 178 amino acids. The record is from RefSeq and is a predicted model, not a curated record. Gene Ontology annotation, cellular component: mitochondrion. NCBI's taxonomy places the organism in Eukaryota, Fungi, Ascomycota, Pichiomycetes, Serinales, Debaryomycetaceae.
AUGGCUAGACCGGAUACAGUGAUACCCGAUAAACCGGAGUCUCCAUACCCCAUAGUUCAGGACCUGGUGGUGGUGUCUGGGUUCGGCCGUGGUUCUUCCGAAUUGGGCAUUCCCACCGCCAAUAUACCCAUCAACGACGAUUUGAACCAAUUGGAGACAGGUAUCUACUACGGCUGGUGCCAGCUCAAGCCAUGCACACUUCCAGAUGAGUGCAAGACUAGAACGAACGGAAGGGAAGUGAUAUACAAUCACGGAAAGAACUUGAGAAAUGAUGACUUGAAGGUCUUGCCUAUGGUGAUGUCCAUUGGCUGGAACCCCUUCUACCAUCUCAAAGAGAAAGCUGCCGAGGUCCACAUCAUGCACAAGUUUGACGACUUCUUCUAUGGAGCCCAGAUUAAAUUCAAUGUGUUGGGAUAUAUCAGACCAGAGUUGGACUACACUACUAAAGAGGCCUUGAUUGAAGAUAUCAAUCUCGACAUUAAAAUAGCAUUGGAAGCUCUUGACCGCGACGCAUACCAGACAUAUAAAGAUCUUUAG